AUGGCCUCUACGACUUUGGCAGGUACUUCAGUACCCGUUAAAAGUCCUGCUUUCGAAGCUACUCUCGGCACUGAAUUUGUCAAACUUAUUGUAGGACCCAGAAGAAAAGAAUUUGCAGUACACAAGAAGCUCAUAUGCGACUCAUGCGAUUAUUUCCGAAAAGCUUUCUGUGGACCAUUUAAAGAAGCUGGGGAAGGAAUCAUUUACUUGAUAGAGGACAGCGCAGAUGCCAUGGGAUUGUUCGUUGAAUGGUUAUAUCGAGGCAAAAUCUACUCCGGUAGAACCCACGCACAUUUCAAUACUCUCAUCAAGCUUUACUUGUUGACGGAAAAAUGGUGCCUUUACGAGUUGGGAAAUACCGUCAUUGAUAAUAUAACAAGCUUACUUUGGUUUGCUGGAGAUCUCCAAUUUGAGUACUGCUAUCUACAUCCGGAUGUGGUUAACCAUAUUUGGAACGAGACUGGAGAAAAAUCGCCGUUUCGAAGACUUUGCAUUGAGCAAUUAGUCUGGGAUUAUUGGGAAGGUGAUAAAUUCAACAUCACUCCUAACAAAGAUACACUAUCACAGAUUUGGAAAAUCUGCAGGAAUCACCACGACUUCUUCUGUGAAUUUUUUGCAUACUAG
Messenger RNA from Botrytis byssoidea, 624 nucleotides. RefSeq lists its product as uncharacterized. Lineage: Eukaryota; Fungi; Ascomycota; Leotiomycetes; Helotiales; Sclerotiniaceae. The coding region runs from base 1 to 624 and encodes 207 amino acids. The record is from RefSeq and is a predicted model, not a curated record. Gene Ontology annotation, molecular function: protein binding. The transcript has 2 exons.